Messenger RNA from Lontra canadensis (Northern American river otter), 2811 nucleotides. RefSeq names its product GTP dependent ribosome recycling factor mitochondrial 2 (gene GFM2). NCBI's taxonomy places the organism in Eukaryota, Metazoa, Chordata, Mammalia, Carnivora, Mustelidae. The coding region runs from base 260 to 2602 and encodes 780 amino acids. Gene Ontology annotation, cellular component: mitochondrion. Gene Ontology annotation, biological process: mitochondrial translation; ribosome disassembly. The transcript has 22 exons. The record is from RefSeq and is a predicted model, not a curated record. Gene Ontology annotation, molecular function: translation elongation factor activity; GTP binding; GTPase activity.
CACCGAGAUAGUGACGCGAGGCCUUUGCGGACUUUGGCACAGCCUGCACCUGCGGCUCUGAACACCCAGCGGGAAAAAGCCGGCCUCCAGUAUGCGUCCUAGUUCUAGAGUGGAUCUAACAUGCACGAUAUUGUAAACUUCCUGAACUUUGACACUGGAAGUGAAAAAGAGGGAAUGGAUUCAAGAUAAAUUUAGGAAAUAAAAUCACAAGGAUUUGGUGACUUGCUAAAUGAGGAGAAUAACAGUUUAGAGGGUCAACAUGUUCUCCAACUUGAGGAAGUUUGGAGUAAAUCAUAAGAAGAUAUCCAUCCUGCACGUUAGUAAUAUGUGUUGCUGUAAAAUAAAAGCAAGUUUAAAAAGAUUAAAGCCAUAUGUGCCUCUUGGAAGAAGCUACAGUUCUCUACCAGGUUUAGUUGGAAAUGAUAUCAAAUCGCUUCAUUCCGUCAUCAGUCCUCCCAUAGCUAAAAUCCGUAAUAUUGGAAUUAUGGCUCAUAUUGAUGCAGGCAAAACUACCACCACAGAAAGAAUAUUGUACUAUUCUGGAUACACAAGAUCACUGGGAGAUGUUGAUGAUGGAGACACGGUGACAGAUUUCAUGGCUCAAGAGCGAGAAAGAGGCAUUACUAUUCAGUCUGCUGCUGUUACAUUCGACUGGAAGGGAUAUAGAGUCAAUCUAAUUGAUACGCCAGGUCAUGUGGACUUUACGUUGGAGGUUGAGCGCUGCCUUAGAGUGUUGGAUGGUGCAGUAGCUGUGUUUGAUGCCUCUGCUGGUGUAGAGGCACAAACUCUCACAGUAUGGAGGCAAGCUGAUAAACACAAGAUACCUCGAAUCUGCUUUUUAAACAAAAUGGACAAAACUGGAGCAAGUUUUAAAUAUGCAGUUGAAAGCAUCAGAGAGAAAUUGAAGGCAAAGCCUUUGCUUCUACAGUUACCACUUGGUGAAGGCAAAACUUUCAAAGGAGUUGUGGAUGUUGUAAGUAAAGAAAAACUUCUUUGGAAUCGUCCAUCAGAGGAUGGAAAAGACUUUGAGAGGAAACCCCUCUUGGAAACGAGUGAUGCUGAAUUGCUGAAGGAGACAGCUGAAGCAAGGAAUGACUUAAUUGAACAGGUUGCGGAUUUGGAUGAUGAAUUUGCUGACUUGGUUUUAGGAGAAUUCAGUGAAAAUUUUGAUUUGCUACCAACUGAAAAGCUACAGGCUGCAAUACACAGAGUAACACUGGCUCAGACAGCAGUUCCUGUGCUUUGUGGAAGUGCCCUGAAAAACAAAGGGGUUCAGCCCUUGUUAGAUGCUAUUACUAUGUACUUGCCUUCACCCGAAGAGCGCAACUAUGAAUUUCUGCAGUGGUAUAAGGAUGACUUAUGUGCCCUGGCAUUUAAAGUUCUUCAUGACAAGCAGCGGGGACCACUGGUGUUUAUGCGCAUUUACUCAGGCAUGAUAAAACCCCAGUCAGCCAUCUAUAAUAUUAAUGGAAACUGCACGGAGAGAAUAAGUCGUCUUCUUUUGCCAUUUGCUGACCAACAUAUAGAAAUCCCUUCACUGACUGCUGGUAACAUUGCUUUGACUGUUGGCCUUAAACAUACGGCCACUGGGGACACCAUUGCCUCGUCUAAGUCCAGUGCAUUAGCUGCAGCUCGUCGAGCCGAAAGGGAGGGAGAAAAGCAGCACAGACAAAACAACGAAGCAGAGAGACUUUUACUGGCUGGAGUGGAGAUUCCAGAACCCGUUUUCUUCUGUACCAUAGAGCCCCCUUCAGUGGCUAGGCAGCCAGAUUUGGAUUAUGCACUGAAAUGCCUUCAGCGUGAAGAUCCCAGUUUGAAAGUAAAGCUGGAUCCUGAUUCUGGACAGACUGUUCUCUGUGGUAUGGGGGAGUUACAUAUUGAGAUUAUUCAUGACCGAAUCAAGAGGGAAUAUGGACUGGAAACCUACCUAGGGCCUCUCCAGGUGGCAUACCGAGAGACCAUCCUAAAUGCAGUUCGUGCCACAGAUACCUUAGAUAGAACUUUAGGAGACAAACGGCAUCUUGUGACCGUAGAACUGGAAGUAAAACCAAUUGAAACAUCUUCUGUUACACCAGUUAUCAAGUAUGCUCCAAGUGUUAGUGAAGACCUUCCAAAGGUCUCUCAAGAGGCCAUUGAAAAUGGAAUUCACAGUGCAUGCCUCCAAGGACCAUUGCUUGGAUCCCCAAUUCAGGAUGUGGCGAUUACUUUACAUUCACUGAUAAUUCAUCCUGGUACCUCCACAACGAUGAUUUCUGCCUGUGUCUCGAGAUGUAUCCAAAAGGCUCUGAAGAAAGCUGAUAAGCAAGUUUUAGAGCCCCUAAUGAAUCUCGAGGUGACAGUGAUGGGAGAUUACCUCAGCCCUGUCCUGGCAGAUCUGGCACAAAGAAGAGGAACCAUUCAGGAAAUCCAGACUCGUCAGGAAAACAAAAUUGUUACUGGAUUUGUUCCUUUAGCAGAAAUUAUGGGUUAUUCAACUGUGCUUCGAACGCUUACCUCUGGCUCAGCUACUUUUGCCUUAGAACUCUGUAACUAUCAAGCCAUGAACCCUCAAGACCAGGCGACACUGCUCGGCCGGAGAAGUGGCUUGAACCACGUGCUGUAGGUCUUUGGAGACAACCUCACGGGCACCUUAUGUUCAACUGCAUUUUCAGUAAGAAGAAUUUUUAUUGUUUUACUGAACUAGAUAAACUUACAGUGGCCCUGGAGCGGCCUGUUCUGCUCUAUAAAGUUAUGUAUGUGAACUGUAUUGUGGACCUGUAAAGUUACUGCUGUGGGAUACACUGUGUUAUCAUAAGGUUUUCUGGGUUUUUU